This is a messenger RNA of Talaromyces proteolyticus, 531 nucleotides long. RefSeq lists its product as uncharacterized. The transcript is spliced from 2 exons. The coding region runs from base 1 to 531 and encodes 176 amino acids. The record is from RefSeq and is a predicted model, not a curated record. NCBI's taxonomy places the organism in Eukaryota, Fungi, Ascomycota, Eurotiomycetes, Eurotiales, Trichocomaceae.
AUGCGUUCCGUUCUUGCUGUCAUUGCCUUCUCGGCUGCCGUUCUCGGCGAGACCUCUGUUGGUGAGACUACUGUUGGCGAGACCUCUGUUGCUCCCGUGUCGGUGUCAAACCCUGCCACGCAGUACCUGACUGAGACCAACUCCCUCGGUGUCGUCACUGGCCAACCGACCGCCGUCACCACCCAGCCAGAAGUUGUCACCUCGCAACCAGCAGCUGUCACUACCCAGCCUGGACUUGUGUCUAUCCCCGCAGGACUGACCACGCCUGUUGUCGUGCCUACGCCAACUACAUCGAAGAGCGCGGGUGCUUCUACCCAGUCUGGCUCUACUGGUACUGCUUCUGGAACCGCUUCUGGCACUGCAUCCGGCUUGACGACUUCUGGUUCGCCGUCUGGAUCUGCGUCGGGUACUUCCAGUGCCUCAGGCUCAGGCUCAAGUUCUUCGCACACUGGUGCUGCUGUCCCUGGUGCCACUGCCGGCCCUGCCGGCAUUUCUCUGCUUGCUGCAGCCGCCUUCGCCAUGCUCCUGUAG